UGCAGUGCCGACAAAAGACCAAAAGGCAAAGACGAUAGCAAAAGCUUUGUGGGACCACCUUAUCAUCCCUUAUGGGAUCCCUAGCCGGCUGCUUAGUGACCAAGGCAGGGAUUUUGAAUCUAAGCUCCUAAAAGAACUUUGCACAUUGAUUGGGACGAGUAAAAUCCGCACUACUCCUUACCAUCCCCGGGGAAAUCCGGUGGAACGGUACAACCGGACACUUCUGGACAUGUUAGGAACGCUGGAAGACAAAGACAAGCAACACUGGAGAGACUUUGUUAGGCCAUUAACACACGCCUAUAACUGUACCAAAAAUGAUACGACGGGGUAUUCCCCUUAUGAACUUAUGUUUGGCAGGCAGCCAAGGUUGCCAAUCGACCUCAUCUUUGGAACUCAACCUGGCAAACCUGGUCCAAAGUCAUACUCCAACUAUGUCAAAACUCUUCGCCAAAAUCUUUCAGAGAGUUACGCCCUUGCCAUUGAACAUUCUAAGGAAAUGGGUUACAAAAACAAGAUGCGGUUUGACAAAAAGAUCAGAGCUGCUGAACUGUUUUCAGGUGAUAAAGUUUUAGUACGAAACGUCAACAUAAGAGGGAAACACAAACUAGCUAACCGGUGGGAGCAAAACAUCUAUAUUGUUGUCAAGCGAAUCAAAGACAGUCCUGUGUAUGUAGUCAAACCAGGAAAUGGAGAUGGCCCUACCCGUACAUUGCAUAGAGAUUUGCUUCUCCCUUGCGGGUUCUUACCUGUUGAAGACCAUGCAGGAACUGACAUUCAAAAUGGCAAUCAGAGGAAAAUGAGAACCAGGAGUAAAGUGAACAAUGCAGAAACAAGUGACCAUAUUGGAGAGUACAGUGAGGAUGAAAUAAGUGAUGAGGAGGACUUAGGUUUCACUACAUGGGAGCCAGAAGUCAUUACUAGAGGCCCUUAUGUUCAAACUGAACUGAAUCCUCCAAAUGCACAGUCGCUCGCAGACAGUCAUCCCCUGGUAUCAUCUGCUGAUAAUGGGAUUCCACAAAACUCCUUACUGAAUACAGAUACCUCUAUUCCACUUGAAGCACCGAGUGCAUGCAGUACUGAUUCUGGCCAUUUAGACGUUGGGUCUUCAGACCAUGUUGUUAUUGACAUUCCUGAAACUGACUUUGAACCUACCUUGACUGACACAGACCUCACUCCAAAGAAAUGUGUAGUUAGUACUGACAAUGCUGUUAGUACUGAAACUAGUGAUAGAGAGCCAGUAAAUUUGAGGCGUUCAAAUAGAGAGCGACGUCCACCUCAGAAGUUGACUUAUGAUGAGUUAGGAGAGCCACUGACUUUGGCCAUUAGCUCAUUUUUUCAAACAUUAGGAGUUGCAUUCUCCAAAGCAGUCUUGUCACCUCAACAAGGUUCCAGUUGGUUCAAUGAGCAUGAAGGGACUCAUGCGGUCUAGAGGGGGAGAAUGUAACCCAUGGUUAUUUUGUCAUCAGUGUACAUGUAUGUUUUUUUUCAAAUCGUAAGAAAAGGGGGUAAUGAAGUUAAGUACUAAGAUUUCCCACGCACUGUGAAUGCACCGCACCUGCACAGUUGCGCUGCUCACAGCUCCUCCCUGCUCAGACCAAACGCACUUUCUUCCAUGGCAUCUAUCUGCAUAGAGCAAGAGGCACCAGAUGUUGUAGGAGUUCAGUCCUGAAAUCCGUUGAGCUGAG
Messenger RNA from Cyprinodon tularosa, 1685 nucleotides. RefSeq lists its product as uncharacterized. The record is from RefSeq and is a predicted model, not a curated record. The transcript is spliced from 2 exons. Lineage: Eukaryota; Metazoa; Chordata; Actinopteri; Cyprinodontiformes; Cyprinodontidae. Bases 230 to 1429 code for a protein of 399 amino acids. Gene Ontology annotation, molecular function: nucleic acid binding.